UUACUUCGCUCUCUAGCGGUGCAACGGGGGUUUUCCGACCGCCUUCUCUUUUGGUGGGGCUUACGGGAAAAUCGAACGUCCGACAAAUGUUAUUUUCCCCCCUAAACUUCGAAACUUCCCGUCUCCAAUCCACCCCAAAAUUUAGGGUUUAAGGUGUCGGUUCUCGCCGGAAAUCAGAGCAAGAAUAGUGGAUCAGAGAUGGGCUCGUCCCCGUUGCCUCGAAGCUCGAAACCCGGGCGGCUGUCCCCCUUCUUCCGCGACCUCGCCACACCGGUCUCCGCCCACCACCGCGGCGGCCGCUUCGCCACACCCGGCCAGGCUGCCGCCGUCUCCGCCCUCUGGCGGGAGAACUUCUCCUCCUCUGACCCCCCUCCGCCUCCCGUCUUCACCCUCGACGACCGCGCCGACUUCUCCCCCGAGCCCGCCCUCGCCGAGAUCCCCCCACCCUCGCCGGCGUCCCCGUCCGGCACCAGGAGCGGGACACCGCCGCCGUUCUCCCGGGGCGGUAGCGGCUCCUUUUCCCGCUCCCCGUCGCUCUCCUCUCCCUCGGCUUUGAAAAUUAGGGCAGAGGUGAAUGGGUCUGAAGGGAAGCAGGCGGCGCCCCAGAGCCCCGAGAGCUUGAGCUGGAUCCACCGGGGCGAGAAGGACAGGGGUUCGCCGGUGGAUGGAGUGGUCGAACCGGGGGCCUUGCUUAUGCUUCCGCCGCCGAGGGAGGUGGCGAGGCCGGAGGCGCAGAAGAGUAGCAGCGCGCCCAACGGAGGGCUAAACGAGGAGGCGUGGGUCACUGUUUUUGGGUUCGCUCCUGGUGAUACCAACUUGGUACUACGUGAAUUUGAGAAAUGUGGUCCAAUAUUGAAACAUGUCCCUGGUCCAAGGGAUGCUAACUGGAUGCACAUUUUAUAUCAGAACCAGUAUGAUGCUCAAAAGGCUCUUGCAAAGAAUGGGACGCAAAUUAACAGUGUUCUCAUAAUUGGGGUGAAACCUGUGGACCCUAUGCAGCGCCAAUUUCUGACUGAGAAGCACAACACCAUGAGUCAUGGGGGCUUCAUGGUUUCAUUGCCCUCAAAGUCGUCAUAUACUGCAAGGAGUUCUGCUGCACCGAGUUCUUUGGGAGCUCUCCCUUGCCCCUAUCAUCCACAAACCAGCGGCAACACCAUCAGUGACAGUGGACGCCAUUCUGCAGGAACCAUAGCUUGCCCAGCAAAAUCAGUUGCAUCAAAAGUCCUGGAUUUGAUGUUUGGCAUAUGAGUUGGAUAAGUGCCAACUCUUUGCUGAGAUGUAUUCAGUUUUGUCAUGCUUUCCGGUCAGGUGUUUCUUUUUCCUUGCUGCAGCUAUUGGAGUACAUUUGGGCAUCUCACUGAAGUCAAAAUCCUUUUCUUCAGGAUGGCUAAUAAGGAUCAUAUAAUCAGAUUGGUUUAACCUUGAUUUUUGCUAUGUUACAUGCAAAGUAUGCCUGCUGUCUUCUUGUAUGCUUGGUGAGUUCAAAAGGUAUGUGGUAGACUUGUAAUGUUACCUUGAAGUAUUAUAGCAGCUUUUCUUGUCUGCCACCCUUGUAGUGUAAUGUAAUCUGAGUUUAUGCCAACUGUUACACAGACCCAGCAGAUGAGUUAGCUCUUUGUUAUUUUUACAGACAAAUUGAAACUUGAAUUAUAAUCCUGUGGCUCUUUCCCUGAGAA
This is a messenger RNA of Elaeis guineensis (African oil palm), 1676 nucleotides long. RefSeq names its product nuclear pore complex protein NUP35. The record is from RefSeq and is a predicted model, not a curated record. Gene Ontology annotation, cellular component: nuclear membrane; nuclear pore nuclear basket; nuclear pore central transport channel. Gene Ontology annotation, biological process: NLS-bearing protein import into nucleus; nuclear pore organization. NCBI's taxonomy places the organism in Eukaryota, Viridiplantae, Streptophyta, Magnoliopsida, Arecales, Arecaceae. Gene Ontology annotation, molecular function: structural constituent of nuclear pore; nucleic acid binding; phospholipid binding.